AUGACCGCCGGGAGCUUCUUUCAGGCACUCCUGGCGCCCUGCCACAUCAUUUCCUACGCCACAUUGCUAGGAACCUCUCUCUUCCAGACGUUCGUCAACACCAAGAUAUGCUACAUGGAACUCCCGAGAUCCGCAUUCACAACUUUACAAAAGCGGCUUUUCCCAAUCUACUUUCGAUCUCAAUCGCUUUUGUUGAUUUUGACGGCCCUCACAUUUCCUCCGGGAGGUCCCGCCUCGCUACUAAGAGACAAGCGGGACUGGGUUCCUUUCGCCGUGGCCGGCGUCACGGCAGUACUGAACCUCUUACUCUACGGCCCGAGAACGAAACAGGCGAUGAUUGAUCGCAUUCAUCAAGAAACUCGUGACGCCAAGAAUCCCGGAGCCACCGAAGAGGAUAGCCCCGACAUGCAUGCUUGCAAGAGACGAUUCUCGCGAAACCAUGCAAUGAGCAUCCACCUCAAUUUGGUCACCAUUUUCGCUAUGGUCUGGUACGGCGUUAGACUUGCUUCUCGACUGGACAUCGAGAUGGAUUAA
Molecule: messenger RNA, 534 nt
Organism: Colletotrichum karsti
Lineage: Eukaryota; Fungi; Ascomycota; Sordariomycetes; Glomerellales; Glomerellaceae
Exons: 2
Coding region: 1-534 (177 amino acids)
Source: RefSeq, a predicted model, not a curated record